GCGCGCACGCGAGAGAGAGAGAGAGAGAGAGAGAGAGAGAGAGAGAGAGAGAGAGAGAAAGAAAGCGAGAGAGAGAGAGAGAGAGAGAGGUUCACCACGUUGAUGCCAACGGUGCAACCUGAUUGCCCGGUUUUGAUCGUAGUCUUCGGAGACCAUGGACGGAUCCGCGAGCAGCUGGCUCUUCGGAUCAAGGCUGCAACCUCAUCAAUCACCGAGAGAGCCACGACGAGAGGAGCUGCACCAGGGUCCGAUCGGCAUGCCUUUUUCGGGGCUUUCCGAUGAUGACAGCUACAGUGAGGAGUACUACAUUCCUGCCGCUGCUCUGCCCACGCAGCACUUGUCAACGCCGCCAUCACGAGACCUUUUGGGUGAUGCAUACAACGGGCCAGGCGAGUUCAGCUCACUUUUAUCUGAUGAAUCGCCUGUCGGGAGAACUCCUCACCUUGCCCCUGAUGGAGUUCAGCGUGCAUUACAUUUUCCGGUUCCAUCAGGCGUUAAGCAAAUCGAUUUGGAGCAGCCACCCAUCGAUAUGGAGGAGCCGCAGAGCGGACAGCAGGAGCCAGUUGCCAGUGAAGAAGAAGAGGAUUCACAGAAACGUGCAAGCUCCGAUGGGAAGGGUUCAGCUGGCGGACAGGCCUUCAAUUCUCCGAAGUUGAAGUGGCAGCCCAUUGCAGAAGCAAUCAAACAGGCAACGGGGAGAGAAGUCAAGAAAUGGGAUGCGUGCACGAAGAAGUGGCGUCAGUUCACAGGCAACUAUAGGGAGAUCAGAGACUUCAUGUUAAAGUCGGGGGCGCCAAGCUACUGGACCAUGUCAGCGGCAGAGAGGAAGCAUCCGAAGAUAGGGGAUGUUCCGUUGAAGGAUGCUCUGCCUCCUAAUUUUGACAGGGAGCACUUUGAUAUGCUUGAUAGCUUCCUUGGCAAGCGGGACUCUAUCACAGGGAGGCACGUUGCAGAUGCUUACAGGAGGAAUCUGAAUAACAACGCGUCGGCGUCCGCCUCUGCAACAGCUACUUUGCCGUGGCCACCACCAGGAGACCUUCCUUCCGAGAGCAACGCAGGACAUGAGAGUGCUUCAUCGGGGGUGGGACAGCAGAGUUUCACGGAGUGUGACGAACGUCCAAAGAAGCGAUCUGCUACACGGGGCAACAUGGAUAUGGCAACUGCUCUGGCGAGCUCUACCGACCGCAUCAUCGAGAGGAUGGAUAGGCAGGCCUCCAUUGGCAACAGGCAGAAUGAUCUCAUGGCAGAGAUGGUGAGCAUUGAGAGAGAACGUGUGAAGGCCGAUACUGUGAAUUCCAGACUAUGGCUGGACGUGUUUGUCAAAAUGACUGACAGACUCUAGAGAGAGAGAGAGAGAGAGAGAGAGAGAGAGAGCACCAAUUUAUUUUUGACGCGAGUACUUAUAAUAAAGCUAGCAGGCAGGG
Messenger RNA from Chara braunii, 1424 nucleotides. The record is from the annotation of a GenBank genome assembly. Lineage: Eukaryota; Viridiplantae; Streptophyta; Charophyceae; Charales; Characeae.